Molecule: messenger RNA, 2370 nt
Organism: Hemibagrus wyckioides
Lineage: Eukaryota; Metazoa; Chordata; Actinopteri; Siluriformes; Bagridae
Gene: grwd1
Product: glutamate-rich WD repeat containing 1
Exons: 7
Coding region: 38-1393 (451 amino acids)
Molecular function (GO): protein binding
Source: RefSeq, a predicted model, not a curated record
GAAGUGCUCUGAACUGUUUCUUUGAGUUGUUCUCAAAAUGGCUGCGCCCGAGGAAAACACGCUUCUUCGUGAAGAUGAAGAAGUUGAAGAGAUGGAAGCGGGUGACAGCGAUGAAGAUGAGAUGGAGGAAGAAGGACAGGGGGAAGAAGGCGGUGAGAGUAAAGUGUAUGUGCCUGGCGUUCAGCCGCUUCAGCCGGGAGAAGAGCUCGAGAUGGACCGCUCGGCUUACCGCAUGUACCACGAGUGCCAGACAGGUGCCCCUUGUUUGAGUUUUGAUGUAAUACAUGAUGCUGAUGGAGAAGGAAGAGAGAAGUUUCCCCUGUCCAUGCUGCUGUGUGCAGGUACACAAGCAGACACAGCUCUUAGUAACAGACUCAUUGUCAUGCGUAUGCACAACCUGCAUGGGACUGAAAAAGAGACAGAGGAGGAGGAGAGCAGUGAUGAGAGUGAUGAUGAUGAAGAUGAUGAAGAAGAGAAGAAGCCACAGAUGGAGUUGGCCAUGUUGCCCCAUUAUGGAGGAAUAAAUAGAGUCAGAGUGACCCAGAAUGGAGAGCAGUCAUUGGCUGCUGUUUGGUGUGAGAAAGGUCAGGUAGAAAUUUUUGAUCUUCGGCCACAGCUGGAGGCGGUUCACAGCUCUACUGCCAUGGCAGCAUUCAUUAAACAGCAUAAGGAGGCUACACCUUUGUUCAGUUUCUCAGGUCACAUGACAGAAGGCUUUGCCAUCGACUGGUCUCCUAAAGUACCAGGCCGGCUUGUGAGUGGAGACUGCAAAAAGAACAUUCACGUGUGGGAGCCACGAGAGGGUGGAACUUCCUGGCAGAUUGACCAACGGCCUUUCAGCUCUCAUACCAAGUCUGUGGAGGACCUCCAGUGGUCACCAACUGAAGCAACAGUUUUCGCCUCCUGCUCAGUGGAUCAGUCCAUUCGCAUUUGGGAUAUCAGAGCUCCUCCAAAAUCCAUGCUUUCAGCCAAUGAGGCUCACUCAUCAGACGUCAAUGUCAUCAGCUGGAAUCGGAACGAACCAUUCUUGUUAUCUGGAGGGGAUGAUGGGCUUCUGAAGGUGUGGGACUUGAGGCAGUUUCAGUCUGGACGUCCAGUAGCCAGCUUCAAGCAGCACAGUGCCCCGAUCACGUCGGUGGAAUGGAGCCCCAUCGACUCCAGCGUGUUCGCCGCCUCUGGUGCGGAUGACGUCAUCAGCCAAUGGGAUCUGUCGGUGGAGUCAUGUGACAUGAGCGAGCAAGCUGAAAGCUUAAAGAAGCUCCCGCCGCAACUGCUGUUCUUGCAUCAGGGCCAGACGGAGAUCAAGGAGCUUCACUGGCACCCGCAGAUCAACGGCACUCUCAUCUCCACUGCGCUGUCAGGAUUCAACGUGUUCAGGACUAUUUCAGUGUAAAAGUGCUUCCGUAUGACCAUAGCAAAAAAUAAUAUUAAAUACCGUCAUCCUGACGGUGAUCAAGUUAGUUUUUGUAUUUUUUUUUUUUGACUGAUCACUAAACUUGAUUCUAGUGCCUCAGGAUUAUGUUUAAAAAUAUAAGACAAUAUUUAAAAAAAAGGUCUUAAAACACUUCAUUUACAGCUACACAGAAAGUGACGGGGUCAGCUGGUACUCAGACAGCCAGUGCAAACACAGCUGUGUCCUAGAUUUGAAGUUCACUCCUGCUACACAGCUCAUCCAGUUGUUGAGAAAUGUCUUUACCCUUUUAUUAUUCCACGAGUAAAUGCUAUUUUCUCAACUCAUAUUUUAUACUAAUGUUUCUGGAAUCUUCAGUGUGUAAUUUGAAUCAGUUCCUUAUUGAUGCAAUGCAUACGAUGCCAUGGCAGCGAGUCCAAGGGAGCGAAGGUAUCCAUUACACUCUCUGUCAGUCUGAGUGACAGUAGCCUAUUGUUGGGAUCUGUGCACUCAUGUAUGUAUAAAAGGGUAGUUUGUGCUUUCCUUCAAGUGUAUUCACUCUCUAAUGCAGCGUGAGCAGCAGUUUGAAAAGAUAUGGUGGCUGAAUUCGUGUCUCUCUAAGGACGCCAUGAGAGCCUUGACCCUUCUCCAUUGGCAGGGACUGUGUUAUUAUGGAAAGAUAGCUAGCAGAUGGGAAUUGACAGAUGAAGAAGUUAGUAUAAAAUCCCCCCCUAAAAAACCAAACAAACAGAAGAAUUAGUUUACUUAUUUUGGUUGUAACAGAUGCUGUUAAAGAUGAGCAUGACUGUGCAACAAGCAGUUCAUCUGUCACUGCUUUAUUAAGAAGCUCUUACUCAUGUGGAUCUCUUCUUAAAGAUAUCACUUUUACCCUCAUUAGGAAGAACAGAUGUGAAAUGUCUUUUCUGUCAUAAUAUUCUCUCAAGGCCUUAUUUUCAUGGACAAAAAUAAAGGACCUUGAC